Molecule: messenger RNA, 1362 nt
Organism: Cladophialophora carrionii CBS 160.54
Lineage: Eukaryota; Fungi; Ascomycota; Eurotiomycetes; Chaetothyriales; Herpotrichiellaceae
Exons: 1
Coding region: 1-1362 (453 amino acids)
Source: RefSeq, a predicted model, not a curated record
AUGAACUUCGAGAAAUCAGACCCUGGCUUUCGCUCGCCUCAUUACAAUGCCUCCACAGGGCGUGAACAACCGCAAAUGCAACCUCAAACGCAGCAGCAGUCCUACACCAGCUACUACCCCCGUUCAUACCAGUCCGAUGUACGAUCUUUAGAUCACACAUCUCAGCCGCCAGCGUACGAAGAAGCAACGUAUACGCAGACAGAUGUCGCCCGCGAGGACCAAUCGUUCCAAGCUCCACAUGACCACGGCCAGGGCUACGGCCACGUCCAGCUACCUCGGCAGGCACAACGCCCUUCACUUCCCCUUCUGAGGCCCAAUCCCCAGUCUUCGAGGCUGGACAAACCGAUCGCCGUCCCCGCGACGGUCGCACAAUACGGCUCGCCCUUCCUGCGGGCUUACCCCCCUUGUCUGGCCUCGUUCGGCAUUUCGGCCGAGACGUUCCUCUCCUUUCUCGACACGCUCAAUCGCGUGGCUGUCAAGUCGCCGCCUUUGCAGGUCCUCGGGCUGGCCGGAAACAUCGUCGGCUUCGUGCCCAGCGCGGCGGCCCAGAUCGCGGGCGGCGUCAUCAACCUCACGGCCGAGGUGGCCGCGGGGGUGAUCCAGCAUGGGCGCACGGAGAUCGAGCUGAGGCGCGCCAAUGCCGACCUUUUCGCGCCGAGGGGCCUGCAAGUUGAGAUUGCGAAAACGGAAGCGUUGGUCAAGUUGCUGGGCGUGCCGGGCGUGUUGGGGCCGGACGGCAAGCUGGACAAGAAUGCGAAGCUGUUGACGCGUUUGGAAUUGGGCGGGAUGGAGCACGAUGGCGACCUCGACAUCAGUGCGCAGCAGAGGCGGCUGGAUGCGUUGAAGCCCUGGAUUGCGGAGCUGGAUGUGGCGCCCUUGCCAGGAAUCGAGGCGCCUAACAACGCGCUGAGUCGGCUGAGCGUGAAAGUUAGUGAGCGCAACCGGGCAAAGGGGGAGAAGAAGCUGCUCGAGAAGCGCGGCAAGGCGCAUCAGGAAUACCACAAGGAGGCUCGGAAAGCGGAGCAGGAGUUCGAGCGGGAGGUAGCGAAGAUCGACAAAGAAAGGGGGAAGGAACUGCGUGAGAUUGAUGCCAAGUUGGAAAAUGCUGGUAGGAAGCAGAAGACCAGAGAUGUGGACAAGCUAGAGCGGGAGAAGGACAAGAUAUUGGCCGAGUAUGAGAGGGAUAGGACAAGGGUCGAGAAGAGGUACCAGAAAGAGAUGAAUGAGAUUGCAGACGAGCGACUGAGUAUCGACGGGGAGGAAAAGAGCCUCCGGAAGCUGCACUGGCUGGUCAUACGGGAGAAGGACGCUCCUGGUGGGCGGGGAGUAAAUCCGGAUCAUCCGGGUUCGUAUGUAGGUUGA